Molecule: messenger RNA, 2194 nt
Organism: Nasonia vitripennis (jewel wasp)
Lineage: Eukaryota; Metazoa; Arthropoda; Insecta; Hymenoptera; Pteromalidae
Product: WD repeat-containing protein 91
Exons: 7
Coding region: 123-2048 (641 amino acids)
Biological process (GO): early endosome to late endosome transport
Cellular component (GO): extrinsic component of endosome membrane; early endosome membrane; late endosome membrane
Molecular function (GO): phosphatidylinositol 3-kinase regulator activity; protein binding
Source: RefSeq, a predicted model, not a curated record
GCAGCAGUAGCAGAAAGAUGGCCGCCGUCGGAUGACAACACGCGCCGCGCGCUGUCAAAAUAACAAAAUAGACACGAGCGAUCGGCCGAGUGGAAGCAGAAGAGUUUUUCCGAGGAGCCGCGAUGUCGCACGUCCAAUACGUCGACGAGCUCGUCAAGGAGUACCUGCUGUUCCGGGGCUUCGGACAGACGCUCAGAGCCUUCGACGGCGACCUCAAGGCUGAGAAGGAAAAAGGCUUCCGGGUUGAUAAAAUUGUUGAUCAAUUUAUGCAGUACAUACACACAUACGAUCUGAUUGCACUGCGUGAACUUUGGGGACACUUGGACACUAGAUUGUUCUCUCGUUUGGAAAAUCACUUUGUACCUGGCAUUCGAAAGUUGGAAAAUGCUGUUCUUAAAAUGUACCUUGUUAAUGCAGUCAUCAACAAUAAGCCUGAUAGAGUUCAAGAAUUUUUUACAAAAAUGACUCCAGAAUUACAGGGACAUUCCGAGUGGAGAGAAUGGUUUGCGCUUCCGUUUAUAAAAAAUCCUGAGGAGAAUCCUACGUUUUCGGUACAUUUUAGUCGACAAUGGCAAGAUACAAUGCUGGUUUCCUUACACAAUUUUUUAGCAACCAUCUUUCAAUGUAUGCCAGUGCCAACCCUUCUGAUGAUCGAUGAAGACACGAAUAAAAUUAGGCGAUUGCAAGAGGAAAAUGAGAGGCUAAGACAGAGACUUGGUGAAAUGGUGAAAAUCGACUCAAUCUUAGAUGUUAAUGCUGGACCAACUCCACAACAACCACCUUUAAUGGAUGAUUUUUAUAUAAUCGCUCAAGAAUCUCCAGUAGUAGACAACCCUAAGACUUUAAGAAAUCUCAUUAGAAAUAUAGGAGGUGGAUCAAGUCCAAUUUUGAGUAGAAAAUCCACCGGUAGCAUUAAGAAACAUUCUGAGACAGAUGCUAAUAUAACUAAAAGAGCUAAUACCAAAGGGAGAAUUACUUCUUUAAGUAAAUCAGAGGCUGUAGCAAAAAGGAGUACAAGCUGUGAUUCAAGACUGACUAGAAAAAGGGAUUCAUCCGUAGACACUGGCAGAGAAUCCAAAAUUAAGGAUAAAUUAGAUGGAAGCUACAUUCUUCUAAGCCAAGAGGAAUAUACUGAACACAAAACGUCCAUUAUACAGUGUAAGAGUAACGCCAGCGGGUCCUACGUCGCAACCGGAGACGCAGACGGCGUUAUAAAAAUUUGGACACCCAUUCCAUCCCCAAAGACUGUAGCUACAUUCACUUCCUCGACAGCGAACUCGAACAAAGCCGUCACUGCAUUGGACUGGAUAUCCAAGAACGAGCGAUACUUCAUCCACGGCGACAAUAACGGCGCGAUCCAGCUGCAUGACACACGCGACUGCAAGACCAUCUGGGAGAUUCAGCACGAAGGUUCGCGAAUCGUCAGCCUCGUCUGCAAUCCCACGGACUCGACGUUUGUCUGCUCGGUAUCGGACUCUGGCGAAGGCAAGCUGUUGCUCUACAAUAUCAAGACCAAAAAAGUUGAGCGAACCCUGCCUCUAGAGAAGAACCUCACUGCCCUCUGCUCUAGUUUCAACCACAAUGGGCAGCUUCUGGUCACUGGACUAUCGAACGGCAACGUACUGAUACACGAUUUGAGGAGGAACGAGAUCAUCGACAAUCUGAGCUGCCACUCGAGUCCUGUCAUCGACAUAGAGCUGACCAACGACUUUACAAACAUCUGUGCUUUGAGCGAGGAUGGAAAGCUGUGUCAAAGAAGUCUCAGCCAGACGGGUAAGGUCGUCUGGGAGACGAAAAUCAACAUCGAGAAGAACGCUGUACACGGGAAGCUUUUUACUUUUGACCAAAGCGGAACACACAUGCUGCUCUGCACACAGAGUGGAGGCAAUAUUUAUAAGAUGCCACCCAGCCCUCAAGCGAAAAUUUUGGAACUAGGUGGACACAAGGGGACACUCUGCUGCGAUUGGUCAACAGCCAAUCAGUCUGGCACUUGUAUAACGGGUGGAGCAGAGGGUAGAGCACGUGUUUCCACGUUACUUUCACCAUGAUACAGAAAUAAAAUUAACAUUUGUAUAAACUCGUGAUGUAAAAAUGAAAAAAUCAGGGGGGGGGGCAAAGGUCGAAGUUCUUGUAAAUAUAAUUGAGCGAUAAUGUGCAAAUAUGUCAUAUAGAAAAUAAAUAUUUAAUUUAAGUA